Rhagoletis pomonella (apple maggot) is the source of this 1128-nucleotide messenger RNA. RefSeq lists its product as uncharacterized. Gene Ontology annotation, molecular function: catalytic activity. NCBI's taxonomy places the organism in Eukaryota, Metazoa, Arthropoda, Insecta, Diptera, Tephritidae. Bases 1 to 1128 code for a protein of 375 amino acids. The transcript has a single exon. The record is from RefSeq and is a predicted model, not a curated record.
AUGAAUGUCCUGCAAGCCAACAUGCACAGAAGUAAAACGGCUGACGCGCUACUGACACAGAUGAUCACUGAGCGGCAUUAUGACCUUGUAAUCAUAAGCGAACAGUAUAAGAAAAAAGAAAACGGGAUCUGGAUAGAAGACAGCAGUGGCACCGCUGCUAUAUGGGCUCCCCCCGGAAGCAGCAUACACAUCUCUGAAAAAGGACAUGGAAGCGGCUUCGCCUGGGCCAGAUACAACCAUAUAAAUAUAAUAAGCUGCUACCUGACACCAAACGAUAGCAUACAAGACUUCCAAGAUAAACUCGACGAUAUCGAAGAUACGGCCAUGAACUUGGAAGGACCCUUUCUGAUGGCAGGAGACCUAAACUCAAGAGCCACGGAGUGGUGGAUGCCAAUCACGGACUCCAGAGGCAAACGCGUGCUAGAAAUGUCAGCCCGACUCGGAUUUAUAGUGCUAAAUACUGGCGCAGCAACAACCUUCCGAAGACCAGGAUGCGAGGAAACCACGCCAGACAUCACACUAGCAUCAGAAGGCAUAGCAGGCACCAUAAAGGAAUGGAAAGUAUUGGAAGAUUACACUGGUAGCGAUCACCAAUACAUCUCUUUUAUAAUAGACUCCAAAAACGAUGGUUUACGAAAGAAAAUGCAAUGUAGCACUCGCAAAUGGAAUGUCUCGAAAUUAAAUAGUGAAGCACUACUAUCUGAAAUAAAUGCGCAUGGCUCAGAAGAAUCCUCUCACAAUAACGCAAUGCAAAUAGUAGAGACUACAAUGAAAAUGAUCUCCAGAGCCUGUACCAAAGCGAUGCCGACAAUUGAAAGCAAUCGACACAAAACACCUGCAUAUUGGUGGACGGAAAACAUAGCCCAACUAAGACGAACGUGCCUCCACCUGAGGCGUACUUACACCAGGGCCAGGCGUAGAAGCGCUGCAAUCGAAGAGGCACAACUAUACCAAGCUGCUAGAAAAGAACUCAAACGAGCAAUCGAGGCCAGCAAGAACAGAAAGUGGAAAGAACUGCGUGAGGAUAUAAACAGAAAUCCCUGGGGUCUCGGAUACAAGGUUGUAAUGAAAACCUUGGGGCCAUGGCAAAACCACCAGAGCUUAGCGCUCAAAAAAUGGACUACAUAG